UUCACGCACAUAGAAGCAGCACUUGUUCAGUCCGCAAGCAGCAGCUCGUCCUCCCGUAAUAUUUUUUAUUUUCUUCUCGUUUCUUCCCCAAAUCCACGGGCAUGCUUCCCCUCUUUCUGCAAAUGAAUUCGAGCGAUUGGAAGGUUCGAGAUGGAAGCAAUCGAAAACAGUCGAUGCAAAUUGUUUGGGAAGGGGAAGAGAGAUUGGGAAUUUGUGUGAUGGUGGGCUUCGGUCACCACAUAGCCAAGAGGAGGCCCUCGCCAUGGAGAAAGGCAGAAAGCUGCCAGGCGGCCGGCUAGCACGCACCGCUCGCUGCCCGGGCAACCCGCGGCCUGCCUGCACGCGACGAGCGGCGGCAGCUUCGGGAGGGAGCCGUCGCCGUAGCUGACGGGCAGGGCCCGUGCGAGCUCCCCGACGGCCCGCAUAAACUACGCGAGAACCCUGUGCCGUCGGCGACGGCGUGUUCCUCUUGACCGCGACGACGAACCCGCCGCAGGCGAACUCCAUGACCUGCACGAGCAGCAGCUGAUCCGAGGGGCACAAGAAUUCUAAGAGAUUGGAGAGUUAGGACGGGCAUGUAGGUGAUUGACGGGAGGAAGAAGACGAGGGAGAAGAUGGGUGGGUGCUGCUGUCAUACAGAUAGAAAGAGAGGGAGCACCAUGCUGCGAUAUGAUAGGGGUAUGGAAGUCUUUUCGCAUACUUCUUCUACGCUAGUCUGGUAAUUUAGCUUGCGAAGUCGGUAAAAUUAGCAGUUUAUUAGUUUCGAUUACGGAGGGUGGGGAAAAGAUGGCUGCGACACCCGCACCCCUCCCUCCGAUCCGCUCGCCCCCUCCGUCCGAUGCGCUCGCCCCUCGCUCCGAUCCGCCGCCCUCCCUCUCGCUCCGGCCCGAAGCGCUCCCCCUCCCGAAGCCCUGCCCCUCGACGUCUUCCCCCUCGCUCCCCCUCACGCCGCAGCAGCCGCCCUCCCGUCGGGCCGUACGUCGCAGCCCGCGAGCCGGUCCGCGCCGCCGCCAUCGUGUCGUCAAGCCAUCCUAGCCCAGCGCCGCCGUCCCGCCAUCCCGCUGCGAGGGGUCCCCGUCCACCCGCGCGAGGAGGCGGGUCCCGCUCCGCUCCGGCGUCCCCGCCGACUUCCCACCGGUUCCAGAGCUCGCACGACGCCGGCUCCUCCCGCGCGCUCGCGACCUCGCCCCGCGCCGGCUCCUCCAGGCGUGUGAGAAGGCUACGCCGCCGCGGCAGGUCCAAUCCCCGUCCCUCCGCGCCGCCGCCGUUGCCCCCACGCUCCCCGUCGUGCGCGGACCGCCCAGCCUCGCCUCGCUCGACGCCACACGGAGGCAUCCCCGCGGCGCGCGGAUCGACGGAUUGACGGCCCGCCGCGCAUCGACGCCGCUCGGGUCGACCACAUCCCCGCCGCUCGGUGGAGCCUCGGACGGUCCUUCGUCCCGUUUCCCAACUUCCCCUCCUCCAGGCGGCUCUGCCCGCAGCCUGCCUCCGCCCGUCGUCACCCACCUUCACCCAUGCCGCGCCCGUCGAUCGCCUCCUCCCGUCGUCCGCCUUCGCAUCCGCCCACGCCGCACCGACGGCCUGCAUGCCGAGCCGCCUGGACGGCCAGCUUGAGUGCCCUCGCCAAUCCAUUCCGCUUUGCUCUCCAGCAGCGCCCGACGCCCGUCUCCCGGCGUGCCUUGAGGCUCUCUGCACGGGGGUGCCUAGGGCCAGAGCUCAUGUGUGCCAGAGCCGAGAGGAGUAAAUUGCACCAAGAGGCCACCACGAGGAGGGAGCUCCCAAGCUCAUGCCGCUCAGGCCAAGAUGCCACACAAUGAGAUUGGACCAAAGAGACACCAGACCCAAGCAGGGUUCUCGUGAAAUGGAGACGCAAGGCAAAAUUAUGCAUUUGCCUUCCCAUGAAGGAGGCAACAAGACAAGCAAGCUCUAAAAGCGUUUGAUGAAACCAGCAAACUGCCAAGGUACUGUGACCUUCUCCAUUUGCCUUCAUGCCCCUAAAGUGUUCGACGAAAUGAGAAUGUAACACAAGCCACAUUUUAUAUUAAAUUUAGUUGUAAUUAUGCUCGGUGACAAUUGACAAAAAUUGAUGCUUGUGAAAGACUGCACAACCCUCAUUGUCGUUUAGUUAUAGGCCAUAGCAAAUCAUCAUGAACAACUGGGUAUUCUGAAUUCUUUGCCUGAAGCUUUUGAUUUUAAUGGUCAAUGGAAAUCCCUUUAAUUAUAUUCUGAAUUCUGGGCACGAACAUGUUCAGUUACAUUAGAUUAUUUAUGAUAAAAAAGCAGUCUUAGACCAAAUAUUUUGAUAUUAUGCCUUAAUCAAUCAUUUGUAUUAAUUCUAUAGCAAACACAUUGCACAUUUUAUUUAUAUAGUAGUUUCUAAUUGCAUAUUCAUUUGGUUCUAUGUUAUUGACUUCAUCAGUGCUAAUUUCUGCAUUUUUCUCUCCUUUACACUUCAAUCAAUGCUGUUAGUGCAUUUUCAGAUUGCACAAUGAGCAUUCUUUCCCUGUAAAGAAGCUGGAACUAAAUGGUGAAUAAAUUAUGAAGAACGAACAUAAUAUUUUCGUCAUUGUAAGAACUUCAGUACAAUGAAUCGUAUAGAAAUGUCCUCUUGUGGGCAAACUCACACUUGCCCUGAAUAUUCUUGCAGAAAUGUUUUCACAUUUGAUUGGUUCAGAUAAGCGGCGUAACAAUGCUAUCACUCCUCAUAUCGGACAUGUGGGCUGUUCUAAUCAAUAUCUCUCUUGAAACUGCCUUAUGUUUAUUUUGUGGCUUUCCGCUGCUUUUAUAAAGAACCAAAUCCACCAUAUUAGGGAAAGCGAUGCACGGAUGUGUGCCGAAUCCACUUUGGUUGCUAAUGAGCUAAAGAGAUUGGUACCAACAAUUAACUUUAUGAUGGGUAUGUACAUUAGAAUCCUUCUCAGAUUGGCACAUAUUGGAAUUGAUAUGAUUUGUUGGUAAGUGACCUUUUUUUAAAUAAAACUUUUGGUAAGCUACUCUAACAUGCCCGGAUGGAUUAUUUUCUUGCCUCUUCUUCCUUAGUAAUGUUUGAAAUUUGAAUUUUUGUAGAAAAUAAAAUAAAAGUUACUAUUGUACAAUGAUAGAUCAGAGCUUGAUUAACCCAAGUGAUUUAUAUGUCCACAAAUACUGAAACUUGAGAAACAGAAUGUUAAAAUCAGGGAAGGAUUAAUUUAGGUGCAUGGCCGCUCGAGUCAUUGAGAUCAGGUGUUCUCUCCUAUUCAGGCUUCAAUUGAUGAUUCCUUUUGUAAAAUUUCAUCAUUCCCUUUAAGAUUAGCAAUUUGUGCCUCGCUAUGCUAGAACUUUAGAUUCAGGGAAGGGUGGACCGAUCAAUUAAAGCAGUAACGGUGCAGGAGGUGAUGCUGAAGCUGUUGACAUCAAUGGAAUCGAGGCGUGGAGGUGGAUGGGGUCAUGCAUGCUAUGCUGUGCUUCUGUCAUCUUGACUAGAGAUGAGCAAAGCAAUGAGUUAUUGUUGAAAGGACCAACACUAGGUCUAAGAGGGGGUGAAUAGACCUUGUUCAAAUUUUUUCUGAAAAUUUUGGCAGAAAAACGUCAGCGGCCGGAUUAUGCGGCUCAAUGUCGGAUCUUUCGGGUUCCGGAUGAUCCGGCCUAGGGUCGGAUCUUCCGGGCGGCGGAUGAUCCGGCCUAAGGUCGGAUCUUCCAGCCGGGAGAAAAUAACCAACAACUAAAUUCAAAAUAUACCUAACUUUUGACGAUUCCCUUUGAAUACAAAGUUGUUAAAAGGUAUUGCAAAAUCUAUGCAGGAAUCCAAUAUACGAGAUCUACAUCUAUCUAGUAGAUCGGGUCGAAACAAGCUCAAGAACGAUAUGAACAACAAUAAGUAAAUGGAAUAUAAGAUUUAAUCCGAAGUUCACUCCACAAAGGAGCUACGUCUCCGUUGAGAUGCUCACAAAGAGCCGGGCUGUCACUAGCCCCCAAGUCUCUCACAAUCAACCACAAAGAAGGAUUGAGUUACUUACUAUUAAUUUUACAAAGAGAGGGGUAAUACAAACUUUCGGGAGCUCAAACCACAAAGGAAACCACAAAGGAACAGGAGCUUACCAGCACCUCUAACCGUCUAGGAGCUGGGCUCCAAGAGUAACAAACGCAAAUCGACGAAUCAAAGGAUGCUUCAAGUGCUUCUUGAGAUGAACAAGUGAAAGCCCACAAAGUGCUCUCUUUCCACACUCCAAAUCUCACUCCCUCUUAAUCCCUAGGUGAAUCCUUGCAAGAAUUAGGUCGUGGGAAGCAACAGCAGUGAAUGAGGGGUGGGGGGGGGGGGGUGAAAGGGUAUAAAUACCUUACCCACCUCAAGUGACCGUUAUGUGUAUUUCUGAGGGGUACUGGAUCAUCCGGUGUUAGUCCGGAUCAUCCGAGCAAGCAACAGAAUAGGUCAAAAUACACUACGCAACGCCCAUGGCCGGAUCAUCCGGCCUAGGGUCGGAUCAUCCGACAGGCAACAGAAGGUUUCAGGCUUAGAGGCCGGAUCAUCCGGCCUAGGGCCGGAUCAUCUGUCCCAGAUGAAUUUAGAAGGUAGAUUUUCUCAAAAAAAAAUUUUAUCUCAAACUGAAGUACUUUGACAUGAUAGAUCAAUCGAUAGCAUCCCCGUUUAUAGCACGGUGGUCCUAUACUCAAAUUCAAAAUGAAAAUCUGAAUUAGAUCACCAGUGAACUCCACCACCAUACAUAUUUGAAUUGGGGACCUUCUUUUCAUCAUCUUCUCAAUUCUUUCAUUUUAUUCCUGCACACAACUUCAUCAAAGCAUCAUAUCCCAAAUUGUGAUUGUCAAGAAUCAUCAAAAUCAAUUAGGGGUCUAGAUGCACUUUUAAUCUCCCUUUUUGGUGAUUGAUGACAAUACCAAUUUGGGCUCACAAGGGAGGAAUAAAAUUCAUGAAUUGUAAACGACAAAAUGGAAGAGCUCCCCCUAAAUAUGUGCAUGAACAACUCAAAGUGGUCUCAAAUACCAAUGCACAUAUUUAGGUGAACUUCCCCUAAGACUUUGCAUUGAAGUGCUCAAGUGUGAUGAAAAUAACCGUGAUGCAUAUGAUAAGAUAUUCAAAUCAACAAAGUGACAAAUAACAUUACAUCAUCCACACGUAUAAAGCUAAUAAAAAAAUCAAGUUCAUCAUCACACUAGCAAAUAAGUUUUACAAAUUAUCAAAUAAGUUAAUAAAGUUCAUUAUCACCAAACAUGACACCAAUAUAUUGUUCUUACAUGUCCAAAGAUAAAGUUCGAUAAGACAUAAAUUAAGAUAAAAUGACGACGAUGGCACCCAAAUAUCACUCCCCUUUGGCAGCAAGCACCAAAAAGGAAGCUGUUCAUCAGCUCACUCGGACUCGGUCUCGUCAUCGCCACCUUCUUCCUCUUCCUCUUCAUCACUAUUGGCUUGACCCCCUUGGAAGGACAUCUUUUAUCCUCCAUAGUCAAGCUCAACAUCUUCACCAAAUUGAUACUCUUGAGGAACAUAAUCAUCCCAAGAAUCGUAGAUGGAUGGUGAAGAAGGAAAGUCUCGAGGCUCACGAACGGGAGAAUGAGGAAUGUCAAAUUUGGCCAUUAGCUCCUUUUGCCUCCUUUCUAACUUGAGGAGUUUCUCAUCCAUAUAUCUUGUAUGUUCUCGCAUUUCAUGUGCAUUUUGGCGACACAUAUUGAAGUAAGCAAAAAUGCCUUGAGCAAUAAAGGAUAAUUUGCCUUUCUUGGAUUUGGAAGCCUUGCGCCCGCGAAAAGUAGAUGGUGCCGUAGGAGAAGGUGGAGCAGCUCGCGAAGAUGAUGCACCGGGAGUGAAGUUCGAAGCAUAGGCACCCGGAAAGGGUUCAGAAGCAGGAAUCCCCGUGCCAUGACCGGCAAUAUGAAGAGUCUGUUCGAUCUUUCCUUUGUUUGAUCGAUAGGCCAUAUGAAUGGUGCUGUGCACUAUGUUGAGCUGAGUUGCCGCCUUAAUUAUGUGAAAGAUGUACGGAGCAUAAUGGCAUGCACUAGAUGAAUCAGAUGAACAAGCAAUGAUCUCAUGCCAAAUAAACUCCAUGACAGCAAACUUGGGACGAUCGGGGGCUAUUUGAGCUAGUAGGUUUUUGGCUCUAGAGGAUAUUUUAUCUGAGUCACCACCUCCAGGAGUGAGAGUGAAUCUAAAGAGAGUGUGUUGAGCAUCUUGUAAUAAGGAGUGAGGCUCUUGAUUUGCCCAUACAUUAUAUCUCCAUAAGCUCUAUCAUACAUGAAGUGCAUCUUGGAGGGCUCAAUUUCAUUAUCUUCAUGCAAGUCAACCUUGGAGUUGUCACGACCCACAAUGUAGCCACCCUCAUAAACUGUAGAGUCUCCAGUUUGAUCAAAUAAAAUACUAAACUGAGCCAUGUUGUAUCUGAAUCGCUUUCCUCCGAUUGACCAAUGGAUGGUUCGCUCAUCUUUCUCAACAAAUAGUGUGGCAUAGAAUUGAGCCACAAUCUCUUCAUUCCAAUCACAAUCUGAAACUCAUGAUCUUCACAAGAUCCAUCUUACUGCAGCGAUCAUACACAGCCUCAACCACUUCCUUAACUGGUGAUGACAACCUUUUCAAAUGAUCCCAAUCAAUCCACCUCAUCUCAGUGGUAACGUGCUUCUUGGUCAUGAUAACUGAUUCAUACCAAUCAGCUUGAUGGGGAAACCAAAAGCGAACAUUUUUAAAGAAACUGCGCUCAACAUGUCUAGGAUCUUCACUAUAUCGAAGCGUUGAGAUAGAGUUGCCACCCCUCUUGUAAUUCACCAUUGAGGGAUCAUAGGGGUCACGAGUUGGGCGCAUGAUACUAACAACCAUGGUUUCUAGAUAUGAAAGAUCAAUAUCAUCAUCACACUCAUCUGUUGGACGGCUAAUACUUGCAUGCUUCAUUCUGGGACGACCACUGGAACUUCCGGCAGCCGUCGAGCCUCUCCCUUGAGGAAUUUGUGCACCACGUCCUCUUACAUCCCUUCAAGGGACGAUUUUCUUUCUUGUCUUUUCUUUAACGUACACCUCUCCAUCGGAACCGGUUUCAUACUCCGUUGAUUCGGAGUCGGUGGGAGGACCCUUGUUCUUGGUCACCUUUUCCCUCACCAUCUAGAUCAAAAGAUUAACAAAAAUUUAGGAUAUGGAUCGAGAGAACGAUAUGAAUUCAUGAGCUUGUUGUUCAUCCCCGAGCAGGGCCGGAUGACUCAAUGGUGGGCCGGAUGAUCCGGCUCCCGGAUCAUCCGAACUAGGGCCGGAUCAUCCGUCCUGCUCUGAGAUGGAUCUUGUAGAGAUGAUGAGUUUCAGAUGUGAUUGGAAUGAAGAGGUUGUGGCUCAAUUCUAUGCCACACUAUUUGUUGAGAAAGAUGAGCGAACCAUCCAUUGAUCAAUCGGAGGAAAGCGAUUCAGAUACAAUAUGGCUCAGUUUAGUAUCUUAUUUGGUCACACUGUAGACUCUACAGUUUAUGGGGGUGGCUACAUUGUGGGUCGUGACAACUUCAACGUUGACUUGCAUGAAGGCAAUGAACUUGAGCCCUCCAAGAUGCACUUCAUAUAUGAUAGAGCUUAUGGAGAUAUAGUGUAUGGGCAAAUCAAGGGACUCAUUCCUUAUUACAAGAUGCUCAACACUCUCUUUAGAUUCACUCUCACUCCUGGAGGUGGUGACUCAGAUAAAAUAUCCUCUAGAGCCAAGAACCUACUAGCUCAAAUGGCCCCCGAUCGUUCCAAGUUUGCUGUCAUGGAGUUUAUUUGGCAUGAGAUCAUUGCUUGUUCAUCUGAUUCAUCUAGUGCAUGCUAUUAUGCUCCGUACAUCUUUCACAUGAUUAAGGCGGCAACUCAGCUCAACAUAGUGCACAGCACCAUUCACAUGGCCUAUCAGUCAAAUAAAGGAAAGAUCGAACAGACUCUUCAUAUUGCCGGUCAUGGCACGGGGAUUCCUGCUUCUGGACCCUUUCCGGGUGCCUAUGCUUCGAACUUCACUCCCGGUGCAUCAUCUUCGCGAGCUGCUCCUCCUUCUCCUACGGCACCAUCUACUUCUCGCGGGCGCAAGGCUUCCAAAUCCAAGAAACGCAAGUUAUCCUUUAUUGCUCAAGACAUUUUUGCUUGCUUCAAUAUGUGUUGUCAAAAUGCACAUGAAAUGCGAGAACAUAGAAGAUAUAUGGAUGAGGAACUCCUCAAGUUAGAAAGGAGGCAAAAGGAGCUAAUGGCCAAAGUUGACAUUCCUCAUUCUCCCGUUCGUGAGGCUCGAGACUUUCCUUCUCCACCAUCCAUCUACAAUUCUUGGGAUGAUUAUGUUCCUCAAGAGUAUCAAUUUGGUGAAGAUGUUGAGCUUGACUAUGGAGGACAAGAGAUGCCCUUCCAAGGGGGUCAAGCCAAUAGUGAUGAAGAGGAAGAGGAAGAAGGGGCGAUGACGAGACUGAGUCCGAGUGAGCUGAUGAACAGCUUCGUUUUUGGUGCUUGCUGCCAAAGGGGGAGUGAUAUUUGGGUGCCAUCGUCGUCAUUCUCAUCUGAGCAUGAUUCCACAACCACAUGUUCUUUCUCGGAGGAUGCACCAAUACCGGAGUUAUCACCGAUCCCGGCCAUAGUGUGUUUUCCUUAGCGGUUAAGCCUUAAUCAAGGGAUUAGGCUCUAAUACCAAUUGAAAGGACCAACACUAGGACUAGAGGGGGGUGAAUAGGCCUUGUUCAAGUUUUUCCGGAAAAUCUUGGCAGAAAAACGUCAUCGACCGGAUGAUUCGGCUCAAGGUCGGAUCUUUCGGGUUCCGGAUGAUCCGGCCCAGGGUCGGAUCUUCCGGGCGGCGGAUGAUCCGGCCUAAGGUCGGAUCUUUCAGCCGGGAGAAAAUAACCAACAACUAAAUUCAAAAUAUACUUAACUUUUGACGAUUCCCUUUGACUACAAAGUUGGUAAAAGGUAUUGCAAAGCCUAUGCAGGAAUCCAAUAUACGAGAUCUACAUCUAUCUAGUAGAUCGGGUCGAAACAAGCUCAAGAACGAUAUGAACAAGAAUAAGUAAAUGGAGACACAAGAUUUAAUCCGAAGUUCACUCCACAAAGGAGCUACGUCUCCGUUGAGAUGCUCACAAAGAGCCGGGCUGUCACUAGCCCCAAGUCUCUCACAAUCAACCACAAAGAAGGAUUGAGUUACUUACUAUUGAUCUCACAAAGAGAGGCGUAAUACAAACUUUCAGGAGCUCAAACCACAAAGGAAUGGGAGCUUACCGGCACCUCUAACCAUCUAGGAGCUGGGCUCCAAGAGUAACAAACGCAAAUCGACGAAUCAAAGGAUGCUUCAAGUGCUUCUUGAGAUGAACAAGUGAAAGCCCACGAAGUGCUCUCUUCCCACAUCCCAAAUCUCCCUCCCUCUCAAUCCCUAGGUGAAUCCUUGCAAGAAUUAGGUCGUGGGAAACAGCAGCAGUGAAUGAGGGGGGUGAACGGGUAUAAAUACUCCACCCACCUCAAGUGACCGUUAUGUGUAUUUCUGAGGGGUACCGGAUCAUUCGGUGUUAGUCCGGAUCAUCCGAGCAAGCAAUAGAAUAGGUCAAAAUACACUAUGCAACUCCCAUGGCCGGAUCAUCCGGCCUAGGGUCGGAUCAUCCGACAGGCGACAAAAGGUUUCAGGUUUAGAGGCCGGAUCAUCCGUCCCAGAUGAAUUUAGAAUGUAGAUUUUCUCAAGAAAGAAUUUCAUCUCAAACUGACAUACUUUGACAAUCUGGAUCAAUCAACAGCAUCCCCGUUACGGUGGUCCUAUACUCAAAUUCAAAACGAAAAUCUGAAUUAAAUCACCAGUGAACUUCACCACCGUACAUAUUUGAAUUGGGGACCUUCUUUUCAUCUUCGUCUCAAUUCUUUCAUUUUAUUCCUGCAUAUAACUUCAUCAAAACAUCAUAUUCCAAAUUGUGAUCGUCAAGAAUCACCAAAAUCAAUUUGGGCCUAGAUGCACUUUCAGUUGUCCGGACAGAAACAAUCACUUGCAGGUCCGUGUGAUCCACUUUCACAUGAUGUGUAUGUUGAAUGGCUAAGAUGAAUUUGCAUUUCUUUUUCAGGCCAUUUGAUUCUUGUCUCAUGAACUGUGCCUUCAAUAUGAAAGUCUAUAAGGUAGUGAUAUAUGCUAGAAGAACAGUAAAAUCCAUAAUUAUGAUAUUACCUUUGGACAGACAUGUCCCAAUGCCUGGGACCUCUUGUGUUGGAAGUGAAGAGUCAAAUACAGUUUGUUUUGGAGCUAGACAUCUGAUAGAAAAUGGAUCCGCAGCAUUCCUAUAGAAACUGCAUAUGUAACCUCAUCAUUCUUUAGUAGGUUGCAAGGAUGGUUCACACUAUGGAUAAAAAAUAACAACAUAGCUGAAAGAGAAUUCCUCAUCUUCACAAGUAGUUUACAGUUUUACUGAGUAGAGAUAAUUGAUAUUUAGGUAGGGGUUGGAAGUGUCCUUCCGGUCGUGAUGAAUGUUCGCCCCUAUUGUUUCUUUUAUCAGCUUGAGUACUUGGAUAUCCCAAUACACUGUUCUAAUUGGACCACUAAUCAUGCCAAAUUAAUUGGAUUGGUUGGUGCUACGAGGAGUUUAGUUGUUUAUAUUGUUUCUCCAUAUAUCGUUGGUAACUGCCUGCGAGGGAGGACAUAGUGAACCUUUUACCUAUACCUAGUAAAUUUACAGUUUUUCAGAUUGUUUAUUUGUCCCACUUUAGUGUUUUAACUGUCUUAUUGAUGUAACAUCCUUAACUAGAUAUCAAAAGAAGGAAGAGGCCACAAUGAUCAGUAGUAUUAUGGUAGCAACCUUACUUCCUUCUUUCUCCAUGGAAAAUAUCCACAUCAAACAGAACAGCAUAUUGAAUUUCUCAUCAUAGGGGUAAAACAGUUUGCCAUACUUUUUUUUUUGCAUGAUUAAUUUUGUAACCGAUCAUCCAUGACUCAGUUGUAGUUUAGUAAGCCAAACUAG
Messenger RNA from Panicum hallii, 10890 nucleotides. RefSeq lists its product as uncharacterized. The transcript has 2 exons. The record is from RefSeq and is a predicted model, not a curated record. Lineage: Eukaryota; Viridiplantae; Streptophyta; Magnoliopsida; Poales; Poaceae. Bases 7380 to 8561 code for a protein of 393 amino acids.